Molecule: messenger RNA, 1366 nt
Organism: Ficedula albicollis (Collared flycatcher)
Lineage: Eukaryota; Metazoa; Chordata; Aves; Passeriformes; Muscicapidae
Gene: LOX
Product: lysyl oxidase
Exons: 7
Coding region: 41-799 (252 amino acids)
Biological process (GO): peptidyl-lysine oxidation
Molecular function (GO): copper ion binding; protein-lysine 6-oxidase activity
Source: RefSeq, a predicted model, not a curated record
GCCGCCCCUGAGCAGCUUCAGGCCCGGCCGGGAAGAUGUCAUGGUAGGAGACGACCCCUACAACCCCUACAAGUACACGGACGAUAACCCCUACUACAACUACUACGACACCUACGAGAGGCCCCGCCAGGGCAGCAGGUACAGGCCCGGCUACGGCACCGGCUACUUCCAGUACGGUCUCCCUGACUUAGUCCCGGAUCCCUAUUACAUCCAGGCGUCCACAUAUGUCCAGAGGAUGUCCAUGUAUAACUUGAGAUGUGCUGCCGAGGAGAACUGCUUGGCAAGUUCAGCUUAUCGAGCAGAUGUUAGAGACUACGACAACCGGGUGCUCCUGAGAUUCCCCCAAAGAGUGAAAAAUCAAGGCACGUCGGAUUUUCUGCCCAGCAGACCCCGUUAUUCAUGGGAGUGGCACAGCUGUCACCAACAUUAUCACAGCAUGGAUGAAUUCAGCCACUAUGACUUGUUGGAUGCGAGCUCACAUAGAAAAGUUGCUGAAGGACACAAAGCAAGUUUCUGCCUUGAAGAUACUUCCUGUGAUUAUGGAUAUUACAGGCGGUAUGCAUGUACAGCACACACACAGGGUCUGAGCCCUGGCUGCUACGACACUUACAAUGCUGACAUAGAUUGCCAGUGGAUUGAUAUUACUGACGUAAAACCCGGAAAUUACAUUCUGAAGGUGAGUGUAAACCCCAGCUACCUGGUGCCCGAAUCCGAUUACUCCAACAACAUAGUCCGCUGCGACAUCCGCUACACGGGCCACCACGCCUAUGCCUCUGGCUGCACAAUUUCACCAUACUGAGAAAGAUGCAAGAAAUCGAUGAGAUGGUGCCAAAUGUUUUGAAGUGUCAUUAUACAAACUUCACUAGAGACAAAGCUACAGAACAUACACAGAUACACCCACACACCUUACGUGACUUUGAAGCACUUCUGCUGCUUCUCAACCAAAACUUAACUGGAUUUUAAGAAUCUAAAUUGGCAUUACUUGUAUUGCUAUUGAAAUGUGUGAAACUGGUGCUUCAUGUAGAGAUAUUUUAAUUUUUGAUAAUCUAACUCGUUCAUAAAAACACGGGACCAUUUCCUUGCUCCUUCAAAUUUGGAGUUGAUGAAUAGACUUCAGUGGGAACAUCACUGGUGAAUGAGUUGAACAUAUUUUAAAAGGUAGAAAAAAUGUACGCAAAAUGAAUUAAAUAAAACUCAAGAGAAAGUACUAAUGUCAGCUAUCUCAGAAAAUACCAUAAUGGAAAACAGAUUAAGAGUAAUGAUACAGUACCAUUAUAAAUUCUUGCUAGGAUACGUUGAUAUGAAAGAGAGAAGUAUGUUCAGUUUUCAAGGAAUAUUAACAUAUAGCAGAGAAAUACAUAUAUAU